This is a messenger RNA of Plodia interpunctella (Indianmeal moth), 688 nucleotides long. RefSeq names its product glycoprotein hormone beta-5-like (gene GPB5). Gene Ontology annotation, biological process: G protein-coupled receptor signaling pathway. Gene Ontology annotation, molecular function: hormone activity. The record is from RefSeq and is a predicted model, not a curated record. Gene Ontology annotation, cellular component: extracellular region; cytoplasm. The transcript has 4 exons. Lineage: Eukaryota; Metazoa; Arthropoda; Insecta; Lepidoptera; Pyralidae. The coding region runs from base 86 to 559 and encodes 157 amino acids.
CAGAUCGUCGUCACUCUGUCAAGGAGAACCAUACUAAUAAUACAAGUGUUUGAAUGUACCUCUUUCACAUCAAACAGUUUCAAUAAUGGAGACUAGCAGUAAGAUUAAGUUUAGCAUAACAAAAGUGACGUUAGUGUUAUGGUGCUUGGUGGUUUUGUGCUCGAGCUCAGUACUGGCGGCUGCUCGGUGCAAACCGCAGCGUUAUACCCAUAAGGCAAUGCAGACUGACCUAAACGGCAGGCGAUGUUGGGAUGAAGUCAAAAUUAAUGCUUGCUGGGGCUAUUGUAUGUCUUACGAGAUUUCAGAUUGGCAGUUCCCCUAUAAGGAGUCGCACCACCCUGUAUGUGUCCAUAGCGAGAGGAAGCAUGCGUCUGUCAAAUUGAGAAACUGUGACCCUGGAGUACAGAAAGGCACCGAUGUGUACCAUUACGUGGAAGCUGCCAGCUGCAAGUGUCAGGGCUGUUCUUCCGAAGAUACGAGUUGUGAAUGGCUGCCACCAGAUUCUACAUUGCUUGGAGGACUUAUCCUCAAAGAAGAACUAGAAGAAGAAUUGGAAUAAUUAGCAAAAGCAUGAAUACAUUUUAGAUUGGCUUUUAUUUUAUGUAAUUGAUUGAAUACCUGAUUACCCGUGUCAUUGCAAGUUACACUCUAAGAAAAUAAAUAAAAGCGUUAAAUUGGUAUUUGUGAA